UGUAAAUAAAAGCAAUGAACAAAAAGUCACACGUGGAUAGUGAUUCGUAGUGUUUUGUCUAACUUUUAUCUAAUAUUUAUCGUAAUUAUAUUGUUUAAAUAUUUUUAAUCAAAAUGACUGCCUUUUCACGAUUUCAAAAAUAUGCUUUGGGUGGAAUUUGUGCGAUAACUGGUGCUACAUUAUAUUAUUAUCGCUUCUCAGAAAAUGGACAGAAAACCAAACAAAUAGAAUUUUUCAAUACCAAAAAUACAUCUGAAGUGAUGAAAUUUGUGCCUACGACUAAAUGGGAUAGCAAUUGGGACAAACGAGAUCCAAAAAGUAUGGUAAAACCAAUGAAGAUAAAAAGUACAAACGAUGAAAAUGACUACAAUGAAAAGUUAGAUGCUCAGAAGCCUCAUACUGUUCGACAUCUACUCCUUAUUAGACAUGGGCAAUAUAACUUAGCAGGGCAGAAUGACGCUGAAAGGAUAUUAACUGAUCUUGGCAGACGUCAAGCUGAAUCGACUGGUAAACGGUUGGCAGAGUUGGCCCUGCCAUAUUCUCUUAUUAUUAGAUCCACAAUGGCUCGUGCACAAGAAACUUCCAAAAUAAUUGAAAAAAGUCUAAUGAAAGUACCAGUUAUAGAUGAUAGUAUUCUUGUAGAAGGCUCUCCUAUUCCUCCUGAACCUCCUAUUGGUCAUUGGAAAGCUGAAAGUCAAUAUUUUCAAGAUGGACCUCGAAUUGAAGCAGCGUUUAGGAAAUAUUUUCAUAGAGCUAGUCCAAGAGAUGUUUCAGACUCUUAUACUAUAAUUGUUUGUCAUGCAAAUGUUAUAAGAUAUUUUGUAUGCAGAGCAUUACAAUUCCCGCCUGAAGCGUGGUUACGACUUUCAUUAAAACAUGCAAGUAUUACCUGGGUCAGUAUUCAUCCCAGUGGACGGGUUACAUUACGAUGUUUUGGAGAUUCCGGACAUAUGUUACCAGAAUAUCUGACUACGAGCUAAUAAAGUUUGUUCAUUUUCCUUCUUUUAUA
Molecule: messenger RNA, 1009 nt
Organism: Chelonus insularis
Lineage: Eukaryota; Metazoa; Arthropoda; Insecta; Hymenoptera; Braconidae
Product: serine/threonine-protein phosphatase Pgam5, mitochondrial-like
Exons: 5
Coding region: 114-980 (288 amino acids)
Biological process (GO): peptidyl-threonine dephosphorylation; positive regulation of mitochondrial fission
Cellular component (GO): mitochondrion
Molecular function (GO): protein serine/threonine phosphatase activity
Source: RefSeq, a predicted model, not a curated record